This is a messenger RNA of Phytophthora sojae, 537 nucleotides long. RefSeq names its product myb domain-contaning protein. The record is from RefSeq and is a predicted model, not a curated record. The transcript has a single exon. The coding region runs from base 1 to 537 and encodes 178 amino acids. Gene Ontology annotation, molecular function: DNA binding. Lineage: Eukaryota; Oomycota; Peronosporomycetes; Peronosporales; Peronosporaceae.
AUGGGUACCGGUCUCUGGUCUCAGGCCGAGCACGAUAAGUUCCUAACUGCCAUCAAGAUGUACCCGCACGGCCCGUGGCGCAAGAUCGCGGCGUUCGUCGGCACGCGCUCCAUCCGACAAGUGCAGACGCACGCCCAGAAGUACCACGAGAAGGUGGUGCGCCGCAUGCGCGGGCUGCACAAGGGCCGCCGGUCCUCCAGUCGCAAGGAGCACCGCAUCGACGACGACCUGCUCGCUGCCUGCAAGGUGGGCGAGGGCUUCGGCGUCGUCCUCCCCAACCGCAUCGGGUCCCCACCGCAGAAGCCGCCAGCGAGUCCAACGUCGGGCCCCACGGAGCUCAUGGUCCCGCUCUUACUGGAUUCGAUGGCUGGUUCCGCGAGCCCCGACCGCGUGGAGUCGAACGGCAUCUCUGACCCUGUUAUUGUCCCGGUAAUCGCGAGUUCGUCCGGCCAGCUCCCGACGAUCGACGAGUCCCUCGACUUCUUGAUUGAGCGCUUGUCCAAAGCCGGCAACAAGGCUGUCGAGGUUGAGCUCUGA